Molecule: messenger RNA, 3270 nt
Organism: Prunus dulcis (almond)
Lineage: Eukaryota; Viridiplantae; Streptophyta; Magnoliopsida; Rosales; Rosaceae
Exons: 2
Coding region: 1031-3220 (729 amino acids)
Molecular function (GO): zinc ion binding
Source: RefSeq, a predicted model, not a curated record
UGAUUUUGGAUUCAUUGUUGAAUAGUUCUAUUGAUUAUUUUCUAAAUGCAUUGUAAAAUUCAAGCUGGUUUUGCCUUUGUGAUUGAAUGAAAUAAUUUCUAGCUCCAGCUUUUGUUUUUCUUUUUAGCUAGAAAAUAAAUUAAAGUGAAAAGUGCAACAGUGACAGUCCACCCAAUGUACAAUCUCAAAACUAAUGCAGGAAAUACAUAAGACACAAGCACAAAUUAAAAUCUUCAGAAACAACAGCUCCCUAAUCGACAUGAAUAAACAGGAAAUGUAAUGUAUAUCUCUAAACUCAAUAGAACUUGAUGCCCACCUUGAAGCCGAAAGGGGCAGAGAGGUUAGAAUGUUUGAUGAGGGAUUUCGUGUGGGAAGGAAGAAAGACUGCUUGAUGAACUGGGAGGUGGUAUCUCGAACAAGGGAGAAAGGGAUUGGGAGAUUGGCGAUUUGGUCCAAAUAAAAAAGGUUGCUGUUAUUAAGAGUAACUAUGACUUACAUAAUAUUAGUUAGGAUGCUAAGCAGGUGGUUAGGGGUUCUAGUAGGUGGAAUUGGAGUGUUUCUGAAGUAAUGGAAAGCUUUUUUUGGCUGCUGUGAGUGGGGAAAGGGUAAAUGUGAGAUUGUGGAAGUAUUGUUGGGGUGGUGAAGAACCAUUUUGCUCUAGUUUCAUAGUUUAUUUAGAUUGUCCGGUUUGCGGAAUUCUAAUGUUGAUGGAUUGGGAUUGUGGUUUUCAAAGAAACUUGAAUGAGGAGGAGAGGAGAGAAGGGAAAAGUGUGGUUGUAAGAAAAACUAUACUUUUUGGAAAAACAACGUAAAUGUGAGACAGCUGCACUCUUUACUUUGUGUUUUGUUAUGUAUGUUCGUAAUAGUAACUAUUAAUGUAGUUAUUAAAGGUUGUAUCUUGUUGAAAUAUUUGAUAUGCUACUAUGUGUCAGUAAGAAUAUGUUGAGACAUUUAUUCUAAUUGUUAUCCAGAUGGUAGUUGCUGACUUAUUUACUGUUUCUUUAUUUUGUUCUUUUUUACAUGUAGACGGAUGGAGAGUGCUAGAAUAGCAAGGUGUAGUUAUCGUUCAUUAACUGUUGUCAUUGCAUUGUCUGAAAAUAGUAAAUAUUUGGAUAUUUGUAAUGAGAUAUGCUUAAGGUUUAAGGAACUGAAAGUGGGGAGCUUUGACCUGACGUAUUCUCUUCCUGACCACCCUAAUUGUUUGCUGCAAUCUGAUAUGGAUUUGCAUAUGAUGUUGAUGUGUUUAACAAUGUUGAAGAGUAGUUUUGUUGAUAUAUUGGUGAAGGAUCUUGUGAGUUCAAAUAAUGAUAAUGGUGAUCAAAAGUGUGAAGAGUCUGAUCAUACAGCGUCUAAUCAUGCAAUGUCUAAUCGUGAAGUCUCGAAUCGUACAGCACCUUUAUCAUGCACGUUAGAAAGUCGUAGUGCCAUUGAUGAGAAUGACCGUUUUGGGGACUCCAGGUUGGAUGGAGGCAAUGCCUAUUUGUCUCAGUACUGGAAGGAAUAUAUUAGUCAUGACGGUCAGAGAUUUGAGGGGGGUGUAACUGAAUUUCGUAACAAGUUGUGUAAGUAUGCUGCUCAUAUGAGAUUUCGUAUUGCUUAUGUAAAGAAUGAGAAAGAACGUGUCCUUGCUGAAUGUUUUAAGAAGAUUUCAGAUGGUUGUAAUUGGCGUAUAUAUGCUUCUCUAUGUCGAGGGAAUGGUUUUUUCUACAUAAGGAGUCUGAAUAAUGUUCACACAUGCACGCCUGUUGUCGAUCAACAGAAAAGUAAGAUGAUGAGUUCAAAGGUUGUAUCUUCUGUUCUCGUGGAUCAAAUCCGCGAGAAACCAACAAUUAAACCAGCAGAUAUUGUCAAGGAUUUUAAGCAAAAAUAUGGUCUUGAUAUCUCUUACCAUAGUGCUUGGCACGGGAAAGAAUUGGCUAAGAGUGAGGUUCACGGUAAUGAAUCCUUGUCCUAUAAUCAGUUAGUUCAGUAUAGAGAUGCUUUAAUGUCAACUAAUCCAGGGUCACAUUGUGUCUUGGAGUGUGAUCCAACAACUUCUCGCUUUCAAAGAUUGUUUAUUUGCUAUGGUGCUUGCAUUGAGGGAUUUAGAUGGUGCAGACCUUUGCUGUUCAUAGAUGCGACCGAUUUUAAAAGUAAGUAUAAGGGGCAGCUAAUUGGUGCUACCGGGAGGGAUGGAAAUCAAGGAUUUUUCCCAUUUUCUUUUGCUAUCGUGGACUCAGAAAACGAGGAAAACUGGAGGUGGUUUUUUGAAAAUUUAGCUAAAGUUUUGACUCCACAAUGUAGGACGAUAACUUUUGUAUCUAAUCAUAACAGAGGUGCGACCGAAGAUGUUUCAAACAUAUUUCCAACAUCCCAUCAUGCAUUUUGUUUGAAUGAUAUGAAACAGAACCUCUCAUCUAAAUAUCCAGCUAAUUUUGGUAAAUUUUUUCGGGAUCGAAUUGUUGAGCUUUUUACGAAAUGCGUAUAUGCUCCAACUGAAGCUGCUUUUGAGUUUAAUAUGAAAAAUUUAAAAGAUGAAGGCGGUGCUCCUAUGAAGACCUUUCUAGAAAAUUUCCCCAAGGAGAAUUGGUCAUAUGCCUAUUUUAAGGGUAAUCGAUAUGGUGACAUGUGCAGCACUGUUUCUGAAUCAUUUCAAUCUUGGAUUUCGGAGCUUUAUGCGUUGCCUAUUUGUCAAAUGGUUGAUGGCAUCAGGAUUAAACUCAUGGGACUGAUGUCUCAAAGGAGUUGUGAAGCAAAGGAAUGUUGUUCUAUUCUCUGUCCUGUGAUGGGGAAAACCUUGAACGAAAUGUCGAUUGUUGGUCGGCAUUGGAAUACUAUCCGUUCUAGUGCUUCUGUUUUUGAGGUUCAUGCUGAAGGUUCUUUUAUGGUUGAUUUAGAUAAGCAUUUUUGCUCCUGUCAUGAGUGGCAAAUAAGAGGCUUUCCCUGUGCUCAUGCAGUUGUUGCUGUUCAAAAAAAUUCGGGUUGCAUAUAUGACUACAUUGAUGAUUAUUUCAAGUUGAACUAUUUUAGAAGUUCAUAUGCAAAUCUUAUUUCUCCCAUACCUGACAUUAAGGACGCGGUGCGUGGGUGUUCAGCUGAUAAUGUUAUCCUACCUCCACUUAUUAGGCAGCCAGGGACUAAAAAGAUGAAAUCUGCUGGUGAGUUUUCAAGGGCUGUUACAUGCAGUCGAUGUGGUGCAGUUGGACGGCAUAAUAAGAAGACAUGUACUGCAAAUAUGUGAUUCUGUUUCGCGGUGUUUAUUUAUUUAUUAACCUUUUCGACUUUUUUUUA